Molecule: messenger RNA, 2685 nt
Organism: Pezoporus occidentalis (night parrot)
Lineage: Eukaryota; Metazoa; Chordata; Aves; Psittaciformes; Psittacidae
Gene: RAB9B
Product: RAB9B, member RAS oncogene family
Exons: 2
Coding region: 596-1201 (201 amino acids)
Biological process (GO): Rab protein signal transduction; retrograde transport, endosome to Golgi
Cellular component (GO): phagocytic vesicle; lysosome; late endosome
Molecular function (GO): GTP binding; GTPase activity
Source: RefSeq, a predicted model, not a curated record
CUGCGAGUCCAGGUUAGUCUGUGCAGUAGCUUGUAAAGGGCUCUCGGUGAAUGCAGGCUGCGGACAGCGUUGCUAUCGCGGUGUCAUGGGUCUCAUGUCUGUCGGUGCUCUGCUGACCUGCCAGGCUCUGGAGCAGCCCGGUGUAACCCAUCAGUCGUUAUAAAGCAUCUGCUGGUCGCUUGCUAGCGAAGCGUCUCUAAACAGUAACUUGUCAGGGCUGAUGGCAUCUGUAAGGAAGGGCUUUGGUGACGUGAGGCAGGACCAGCUUAAACCCCCCCCUCAGCAAGGGCUUGGGAAAGGAAGAGCGAGUGUUUCGAACAGCUCACCUGCUCAGAGCAGUUUCACAAAGCCAUCAGCCCCAGGGAGUUAUGCUGCAGUUCCUGCUUGUCUCUUAUGGGAUUAGAACUAUGGGGUUGCACAUGUGCCUCUCAGGUGUCCCGUGGCCCAUCAAGUUAGUUCAGCAGUGCUUGCUUUGGGGUGUUUGUGUGCAGGGGAAGUGAAACCGGAGCCCUUUCUGCAGAAGCGAACUGGAAGCAGAAGUUCCUGGGUUUAGCUUUGUGAUUACCUUGGUCCUGCGCCCCUCCGUCCUGCUGCAAUGAGUGGCAAGUCCUUGCUCUUAAAGGUCAUUCUCCUUGGGGAUGGUGGAGUUGGAAAGAGUUCCCUCAUGAACCGGUACGUCACCAACAAGUUUGACUCGCAGGCCUUCCACACCAUUGGGGUGGAGUUCCUAAACCGGGACCUGGAGGUGGAUGGACGUUUUGUGACCCUCCAGAUUUGGGACACUGCGGGACAGGAGAGAUUCAAGAGCCUGCGAACCCCCUUUUACAGGGGAGCAGACUGCUGCCUGCUGACCUUCAGUGUGGAUGACCGGCAGAGCUUUGAGAACCUCAGUAACUGGCAGAAGGAGUUUAUCUAUUAUGCUGACGUGAAGGACCCUGAACACUUUCCAUUCGUAGUCCUGGGCAACAAGAUAGACAAACUUGAGAGACAAGUGAGCACAGAGGAGGCCCAGGCCUGGUGCAUGGAGAACGGUAACUAUCCGUACCUGGAGACUAGUGCCAAGGAUGACACCAAUGUGGCAGUGGCCUUUGAGGAGGCUGUGCGACAAGUGCUGGCGGUGGAGGAGCAGCUGGAGCACUGCAUGCUGGGCCACACCAUUGACCUGCACUCCAGCUCCAAAUCAGGGUCUUCCUGUUGUUAGGAGAGGCUGCUGCUUUGGGAACAUCGCUUGAGCCAGCAGCUGUAUUGGAACAGGCACGGGCAGCUCUGGGGCACUCUGAGGAGCGUGGCCACAAGGACAAUAUGUGGUUUGCUCACUCGGGAGUUGCAGCCUCACCAUCCGAGUUCUGGCUGGAGUUUUUGGGCACAGAGCAUGUAUCUGCAGGAAGGAGCUGUUAAAGAGCACAUGAAUGUAGUCCUGCUUCCAUCUCUGCCUGUUGUAGCAGGUUUAAAGGACUGGGUUAAAGUCCUUUAAAUUCACUAAAGACAGUAGUGAUCUGAUCUGUACCAAGAACUGCCUGCAGAACACAGCUGAGAGUGCCCUAGACAGUCUGUGAAGUAUUUUAGCCCUGAAUUCAAACAAAUACUAGACCCAGUACAUGACCUUACUGCCAAAGGAAUGUCUGCUCAGCAUACUGAAUGAAACCUGCUGUAGAGACUGUAGCCCAUGUAACUGUGAGAAUGCCAAAUACCAGAGUGGCUGAGAUGAGUGUAUCUGUUGUCUGGGAUAAGUGCAUUUUGUCCUGAGACUGACUUGUCCUGGGAAUUGUUACAGCUCUGAUGUGAAGCAACACAUGAAGAAGGGAUGGACCUGUGUUUGAAUGUGGCAGCAUCACUUCUUCGUAGCUGCCUAUUCCUGAUCUGUUUUUUCCACACCUCAAGCUCUGUCUUGUGUGAGUGUUAUCUUGUGGAGAGACUGCUUCUUGUUUAAUAUAUGUUUCCUUGUCUCUUGUGGAGGCCUAACACUGGAUCUUGCUUUUCAUACCUUGAAGCCCUGGAUGAAAAAUACUGAUGUGGACAUUGCUGGGUCAUGUCAGAGGGUUUAGAGUCACUCAAGAGUUCAGGAGAUCUGGAGCGUGAAACUUCAGCUGUUUUCUGUCACAAGUAAUCACUGUGCCCAGAUGUUAUGCUCUAGCACAGCGGAUGGAGGUGGGAUAUCUCGGGGGUGUGCAGGUAGCUGGGAGAGUCAUGCAUGGUCAGCUGCUAAACCCACUCUGUGUCCAGGGCUGGGACCACUGUACUUUGUUAGCUGGUGGGUCAGCAUCUUCAGUUGCUUUAGCACGGAUGUUCCCAUCUGGGUGCUGCAACUUAGAACUGUUCACUUUGUUACCUGUUGUCAGGUGCAGUGCUACUGAGCACAGUUAAUGCAUAGCCUUGUGCUGGCCCUUACUCCUUACACAGGGAAUCCUGUAUGUUUUAUCUGUAAUUCAUAUAACAGACCUUAUUUGUAGAGGAUGUCCACUUUGUUAACUGGCCGUUGUUAAUGGCCGCAGCACCAGUUCCACCUCUGUUCAAGGUGUCUGGAAAGUGGUAUGGGGAGGCAAGGAACCUUCUAGAAAAGGACAUCAGGCUUCACUGAUCCUGAUUCCUGCCCCCUGCUAGGUGUUAGUCCCAAGCUAUCUGUGUAGCAAAGAGAUGAAUGCUUGCUGACUGCUGUCUUUACCAUUAAAACCUCAUGUCUUGCAA